AAUGUUGACUUUACUCCUACUCUCCCCAUAAGGAUGCCAAUUGCCUGUCCAAAAUCUGCAGCUCAUGCAGCCUCCUAGAGUGCGAUGGCAAAGGGUCUGCAGGGCUGCUGCUGGACCAUGCUGCUGCUGCUCUGUGCCAUCCAGGAGCUGGGGGCCUGGGCCGUGCACACUGCGGCAGAGGGUCCUGACCUGGGGCAGCCGGGGGAUCCCACACUGCUGGCCAGCGGGCGAGUGAAGCGUGGCUGGGUCUGGAACCAGUUCUUUGUGGUGGAGGAGUACACAGGCACAGAGCCACUGUACGUGGGGAAGAUCCAUUCGGACUCGGAUGAGGGGGACGGCUCCAUCAAGUACACCAUCUCCGGGGAGGGCGCGGGGACCAUCUUCCUCAUCGACGAGAUCACAGGUGACAUCCACGCCACCGAACGCCUGGACCGGGAGCAGAAAACCUUCUACACACUGCGGGCUCAGGCCCGGGACAGGCAGACUGACCAGCUGCUGGAACCCGAGUCUGAGUUCAUCAUCAAAGUGCAGGACAUCAACGACAGCGAGCCACGCUUCCUGGAGGGGCCCUACAUCGGCAGCGUGGCUGAGCUGUCCCCCAUUGGCACCUCUGUGAUGCAGGUGAUGGCCUCCGAUGCCGACGACCCCACAUACGGGAGCAGCGCCCGCAUUGUCUACAGCGUGCUGGAGGGCGAGCAGCACUUCACCGUGGACAGCAAAACGGGUGUGAUCCGGACAGCUGUGGCUGACCUGGACCGUGAGACACAGGACCGGUACGAGGUGGUGAUCCGUGCCACGGACAUGGCGGGACAGCUGGGCGGGCUGUCCGGCUCCACCACCGUCACCAUCGUGGUCACUGAUGUCAAUGACAACCCACCACGCUUCCCACAGAAGAUGUAUCAGUUCAGCAUCGUAGAAACUGCCCCUGUAGGCACUGCCAUUGGGAGAGUCAAGGCAGAGGACUCUGAUGUCGGGGAGAACACCGACAUGACCUAUCAGAUGAAGGAUGAGGAAGGGGUGGAGAUGUUCAAAGUCACCACAGACAGCAAUACCCAGGAGGCUGUCAUCACCGUUCAGAAGCCUCUGGACUACGAGUCAAAAAAAGUGCACACCGUGGUGGUGGAGGCCCUGAACAAGUUUGUGGACCCACGGUUUGUAGACCUGGGCACCUUUCGGGACCAGACCAUCGUGCGGGUGUCUGUGCUGGACGUCGAUGAGCCUCCUGAGUUCUGGCCCCCCUCCAACACAAUGGAGGUCCAGGAGGAUGCUCACGUUGGCUCUAUCGUGGGGGUGGUCACCGCCCUCGAUCCGGACACAGCGAACCAUCCUGUGCGGUACGCCAUUGACCGCAGCACGGACACAGAGAGGAUCUUUGACAUUGAUGCCAACACGGGUGCCAUUGUGACAGGAAAGGUCCUGGACCGGGAGACAGCGGGAUGGCACAACAUCACCAUCCUGGCAAUGGAAGCAGAUAAUCAUUCGCAGGUGUCGAGAGCCUCUCUGCGCAUCCGCAUCCUGGAUGUGAAUGACAACCCUCCCGAGCUCGCCACCCCCUAUGAGGCUGCGGUGUGUGAGGACGCCAAGCCAGGCCAGCUGAUCCAGACAAUCAGCGUUGUGGACCGUGAUGAGCCUCAGGGUGGUCAUCGUUUCUACUUCACGCUGGCACCUGAAGCCACCAACAACCACCACUUUUCUCUGCUGGAUGUUAAGGACAACACAGCUGCGGUGCACACGCAGAGAGUGGGCUUCAAUCGCCAGGAGCAGGACGUGUACCUGCUGCCCAUUUUGGUGGUGGACAGCGGCCCCCCGGCCCUCAGCAGCACAGGAACGCUGACCAUCCGGGUCUGUGGCUGUGACAGCACCGGGGCCAUCCAGUCCUGCAACAGCACUGCCUACGCCAUGUCAGCAACGCUGAGCCCCGGCGCCCUCAUCGCACUGCUGGUGUGCAUCCUCAUCCUGGUCGUGCUGGUGCUUCUGAUCCUCACGCUGAAGCGACACCACAAGAGCCACCUGACAUCCGAGGACGACGAGGACAUGAGGGACAAUGUCAUCAAAUACAACGACGAAGGAGGGGGCGAGCAGGACACGGAGGCUUACGACAUGUCCGCCCUGCGCAGCCUCUACGACUUCAGUGAGAUCAAAGGCGGGGACGGGGGCGGGGGGCCGGGAGAGGGAGGAAACCCGGCCUCUGAGCGCCAUGCCCUCCCGCAGUGGGUGCAGAGCCCGGACCUGGACUUCUCCGUGUUCAGAGACUACAUCUGCAGGAAGGUGGAGCAGGCGGACGAGGACCUCUCCGUGCCGCCCUAUGACUCGUUCCAGACCUACGCCUUCGAGGGCUCCGACUCUCCGGUUCCCUCGCUCAGCUCCAUCAACACGUGGUCCAGCGGCUCGGAGCAGGACUUCUCCUACCUGGGGGGCUGGGGGCCGCGGUUCCGGCAGUUGGCAGCGCUCUACGCGGGGCGCCGGGGCGAGGAGGACAGCGAGGAGUCCUAA
Molecule: messenger RNA, 2493 nt
Organism: Lagopus leucura (white-tailed ptarmigan)
Lineage: Eukaryota; Metazoa; Chordata; Aves; Galliformes; Phasianidae
Gene: CDH22
Product: cadherin 22
Exons: 11
Coding region: 85-2493 (802 amino acids)
Biological process (GO): multicellular organism development; calcium-dependent cell-cell adhesion; cell-cell junction assembly
Cellular component (GO): plasma membrane; adherens junction; catenin complex
Molecular function (GO): cadherin binding; calcium ion binding
Source: RefSeq, a predicted model, not a curated record